UCACACAAUUCGCAAACCGGCAAAUGACGUUAGCAACCUCUCUCACUAGAAAUCUCUUAGCAAGAGACUUGGAGAGAAAUGUUUGCAAACAAAUCAUCUUUGUUUUCACAACUACGCAGUCUGUCUAGACAUUAAAAUGUGAUAAUUUAACUCUUAAAAACUCAUUUAAAAUGGCAUCAAUCAACGACUUUUUGUUCGAUGAGCUUCUUAUCAAAAUUUUUCAUUAUUUGAGCUACGAAGAACGUCUGGCGUGUCGCAUUGUAUGCCAAAGAUGGCUGCAACUUCUAUUGACGGACUUCCAGUUUCGCAACGACCGUCAAUUGUUCCUGUCCAACUGUUUUAUCCAUCCAGAUUAUCCGCCUGCCAGUGUUUUACUGAAGAGCGAGUUUUCUUAUGAAACACUAACAAUCAGUAAGAGUGCUUUGAAAUGGCUGUGCUACAAAAGUGAUGCUGCUCCGUUUUUCAAGUUCCUCGGACAGAGUGUUGUGAAAAUUCAAGUGACUGAUUUUGGGGUCGACAAAGAUACUUUUAAAAUUUUCAAGGAAUUUCCACUUAUAAAAAGCCUUACAAUGACUGAGGGAACGAGUUUUAAAGUAAAUGAUUUGCCGGACGAGGCUUUUCCUAGUUUGGAACACUUGGAGGUGCGGAAAUUGACAAAUAUUUGCAAUAUUCUUGAUUUGCUCCAUGUGGCACCGCAUCUCAAGUCUUUAAAUUUUCGUGAAUCUGACAAUUGGGAAGAUAAAUCUCAUGAAAGUAUAGUGAAAAAGUUCAAAGAGGCACAUCCUCACCUUAUACAAAGUUAUGUGGGAGCAUCCACACGAAGUGGAGAGCAAUCGAACGUGUCUGAAGAACUUCUGAAAAGUCAAAAUAUUCGGCGAGUCAUUUAUUAUCAUUGUCAAAACGAAAGUUUUCUCGAAAAUAUCAAUCAAAUACCGUCAAUUAAAGAAAUUUUCCUUACUUGCAUGGAUUUUCCGCAAGUAACGAUGACAAAUUUAACUGUCCUCAAAUUAAUUUGUCGCACAUUACCGGAUUUCGGUCCAAUGGAACCGCUGAUCUACCUCGAAACAUUCACGCUCGAAGUCGUGCAUGACUGCAGUUGUUGUUUUCGGCAUCAACCACUGAAUCUCGAGAGACUGACUUCCUUCGAACUCACGAUUAACAAUAAGAAUGACUGUAACGACUGCUUCGUCGCCAUAUCAGAAAGCUUUCCGAAUUUACGGAAAUUUCACUUAUCAACGAUGACACUGAGAUCGUCGCUUUUGCGUUUGAGUUUCACUUGGUCUCACUUGAAAAAGCUGCUUAUUCGGUCUCCUACGGUUUUUUGUGGUAUUCCGGUAGCGAAUGAACUGACAAAUUUGGCUGUAUGUCACAAAUUGACACAUCUCUCGUUGGGAAAUAACGUCAUUAUCGAUAAAAAUGCCAUUAAGCAUCUUUGUCGAGUUUGUCCGAAACUUGUGUGGCUGAAGUUUCAUGUUGAAAGCACUUCGCCAUCAAUUGUUACAAUUAUGGAGGAGGUUUUGAUAUCGUUGCCAAAGCUUGCGGUGUUACUAAUACAUCCCAGUGAGGUGUCUUUCUUCAAUGUGACCGAAGAGGAGGCCUCGUUAAUUCUAGGAAUCAUCAUAAAGUACGGAAAAAAUUUGAGAGAUCUCAUCAUUCCAACACACUAUAAAACAAACCAUAAUCACGCAAUGAAACUCCUCUUUGAGAAAAUGCCGUAUUUGAGCUUUGUUCAGAUGAAAGAGAUGGAUAGUCGUCGUUAUGGUUACGUGAUGUCCAGAGUAAAAUACGUCGAGACGACUAGAUUAACAAGAAGCAAUAAAUGAUAACAAAAAUAUAUUAAACAUUUAUUUAACUUGUAACAAUUAAAACUAAAUUAUACACAAAAUAA
Molecule: messenger RNA, 1888 nt
Organism: Culicoides brevitarsis
Lineage: Eukaryota; Metazoa; Arthropoda; Insecta; Diptera; Ceratopogonidae
Exons: 3
Coding region: 171-1823 (550 amino acids)
Biological process (GO): SCF-dependent proteasomal ubiquitin-dependent protein catabolic process
Cellular component (GO): SCF ubiquitin ligase complex
Molecular function (GO): protein binding
Source: RefSeq, a predicted model, not a curated record